CUUCCAGGGUAUAAAUCAGAAAGGAGCUUUAUUCAAGCACAUUUCAAGAUCGCUUCGCUGGGAUCCAGAGAUGGCGUCUAAAUUGAUCCUAGGAUGCUUAGCGCUCAUGGUAGCAUCAACUUAUGCUAGAUCAACAUACAAAAGAAACGCUAACCCGUGUCCCCCAGGAUGUCCCGGUAGCUGUGCGCCCGCUUGUGCGGUGUCCUGUUGUAUGCCUCCGCCACCAGCACCACCACCGCCACCACCCCCACCCCCACCACCACCAGAGCCAGCUAAGCCAGGACCCCCAGGACCUUCAGGAAGAAUGGGACCUCCCGGACCAGUUGGACCUAUCGGACCCAUGGGAGAGGCCGGACCUCCAGGACCACCCGGACCCCAGGGACCCCCAGGACCACCCGGAGAACCUGCUCCUCCACCACCACCACCCCCUCCGUGUCCUCCAGUGUGCGCCCAUACUUGUGUCUCAUCCUGCCCGACCUCGUGUUGCUCUGGCAGAAAGUAAGCGACCACGUGGUGAUGCAACGUCAUUGGCACGAGAAUUAGUAAUAACUUCUAAGUUUAGCGUUCGUACAGUACUUUUUCAGUGGAUUUUUUUUGUUGUAUUUGCUUUGUACAAAUGAAAUAGAAGGCAGAGAGAGGACGAAUUGCUGAAAGUUCAUUCGUAGGUGUGUGUAAGCACGAGGAACAUUCAAAUAAAAAAAUAUUUACUUUGUUUGAUUAAAACUUUGUCUGCUUUUCA
Molecule: messenger RNA, 739 nt
Organism: Pocillopora verrucosa
Lineage: Eukaryota; Metazoa; Cnidaria; Anthozoa; Scleractinia; Pocilloporidae
Product: cuticle collagen 1
Source: RefSeq, a predicted model, not a curated record